This is a messenger RNA of Babesia microti strain RI, 4458 nucleotides long. RefSeq names its product conserved Plasmodium protein, unknown function. Gene Ontology annotation, cellular component: extracellular matrix. Gene Ontology annotation, biological process: cell adhesion. Bases 1 to 4458 code for a protein of 1485 amino acids. The record is from RefSeq and is a predicted model, not a curated record. The transcript is spliced from 4 exons. Lineage: Eukaryota; Apicomplexa; Aconoidasida; Piroplasmida; Babesiidae.
AUGAAAUUUCUGCAUUUUUUUUUAAUUUUUAGCUACCUAGUGACUAAAGCCUACACAUUACACGACUGGUUGCUCGUAACCGGGUUUGAUCCUGUGACAAUUCAGUUUGAUGUCCUAGUCAAACCCAUUGUCCAGGCCACUAUAGCUCGUGGCACCAAAUGUACAGCAGAUGGAUGUACAAUUAUCACUAACCUCCCAAAAAUUGUACUCAUAAAUGUUACAACAAAUUCAUUCACUCUACGCCUAGUGGACACACAUAAUGUUUCAUCGGCUGAUGGAUACCAGGUGAAUUGCACCUUUCUUAUCGCAUGGAUUGUUCUAGAAUCUGGAUAUUUUCAUGAAUCCACACACUCUGACAUACUUUACGCUGGCUCUAUCGACUUAGACUUCGCCAAACCUACAUUCUCAGUUACCCUUGACAAUAGUAAAUUAAAGCUGACUCCGGGGAACUCAGCCUUUUCAGCCAUAUUAGUGGCCAAGGAUGAUGAAGACAUCUCCGACCUGGUUAAUAUAUAUUUCUCUUCACAGAUUUACACCCAGCCUCACGAUCUAGACACAGUAUCUAUUUCAUUCACUAGCAAUGCAACUACCAAAUUGUCUAAAACUUCAAAGACCGCCAAACUGCACUACUUUUUGGUGAACACAUACAAGCUGCAAAAGACUUCCAUUGGCAGGGACAAAAAUACGUCCGAUUUUUACGUAAGAAAAAUUUUCCUCAAGGACGGGAUGACCAUGCCCCUGGAAUGGGCCUACCCUGAACCCUUGUUGCUACCCUGCCAAUCAAUUACAGAUCCAACUGAUAACCCGGUUUCUACCAUAACAGCUAAAAUGGACUUCCAAUGGAUAGCCCGAACCAACGAAAGCAAGAUAUUCGAGUUUUAUAUCAUUCAGAAGUCCCCGGCAUUGAGUGGAGAUGAGCUGUUAUCUAAAAACAUCUAUUUCCUGAUCCUUAACAUGACUAAACCUCCACCUCUACUAAAACUAGAUAUAUUACCCCUAAAUAUGGGUUUCUACGAUACCAAAAAUGUCUACAAAUCCUUCUCUGCGCCUCAGGUUGUUUACACCUGGCUGUCUGGUAUAGGUAACAAAUACUGUUUAUUGGCACAUGCUAUUGAACCUAAUUCCGAUGUUGAUUGCCAUGCACUAUGCAAUUUUUAUGCUUCCAAUCCCAAAUAUUGCCAUCGUUACGGUACUGGAAUGGAAAUUGACACAGUUGAAACAUACAAUAGAUUUGCCACUAAUAACAUGAGUGAUUGUAUCGAAAAAUUCCUAAUUCCCUUGUGCAAAUUUCCUAAUGUGCGCGAUUUAAGCGAUGAUAAUAUGAUGGAAUCUGAGUAUCCCCUUGAAGACCAACAACCCACUCUGUUGAAAAACGUCGAGCCUUCCGCCUUUGCUUGCAGAGGCUCCGCUCCUGGCGGAGAUUAUGUCGUAUGUCGGAUGUCACAGCUCAAAGAUAAAUGGUUCUACUCAUCGUACCAGGUAUGCAAAUAUUACUUGGAACAUAAGGGCGAGCAUUGGACCAGUAGCGUAGUAUCAAUAGCUGCAAGUGACGAUGACACUAGUGCCGGCGGUGGCGCCAAAUACUACGUAACAUAUGAAAUAUGUAAGGUAGUUGUCAAUGCUAGCAAUUUUUUAAAGUGCCAUGAGUUGGGCAAUAAAAAUUGCCCCAAGUUACCAGAUCUGCAGUUCUACCCGAUCGAGAACCAGAAGAUGCACUCCAAUUACAUCCUUUACUCAUUUUGCUGCCCCAAUCGAUCCUCAACGAAAUCUAACAUUAAACCUUCAAAUGACACCAUCCCUGAUGGUGUCAUUCUUUCGGAUGAGAGACAUGCUCAAGGCCUAGCUUCGAUGCCCGAUAUAUACCAUUCACCUAAAGACAAAGAUAACACUGGCGCAAAGCUGCAUGAUAGCAUCAUGAAUGAUGUAAAACAAUCACAAAUACAAAACAACACAAUUCUUUCGGCCAAACACCAGACGAGUAUUUCCAUUGACAUAUCUAAUACACUUAGCGGGGGCAUAUUGUACGUGCCGAUUUAUGGCUCUGAAGUAGCUCCCACAUACAUAAAAGAAACUUGCAUAUACAGUGAGUGGGAAGAAUGGAGCGCUUGUGAAUUACCUUGUCAGCUGAAAAACAAAGUUGUUAAUCGCCGCCGUAGACGUACAUUGCUCCAAGGCAUUGGUACAAAAUGCCAUACCAUCGAAACAGAACCUUGCCAAGACAUACCGGACUGUUCGAGUAUGUGCCUAAUGAGCGAAUGGUCCGAAUGGUCCAAGUGCAAAGUUGAUAAGGAAAAUGGAUUAUCCUAUUCUGUCCGUCACAUUCUCUACGACUCUGAUAAGUGCAAAGAUCAAACAUUAGAGUUGUGGCGUAGCUGCAAGGAUGCGGACCUAGAUGAAUAUACCACCAAAGAUAGUUAUGACCUCAAUUUGGCCAUUAAUGAACUUGAAUUCGCCGGAAAUAUGGAUAAGGAAUAUGACAUUACAAAUGACUACAAAAUGGCAGUGUCAAGCACUUGGUCUGGAUGCACUCAACCCUGCGACAAUAGAAACAACAGGGGCGUCAAUAUCAGUCUCAAGGACAGCGAGCGUUCUACCAAUACCAUAAAUACCCGAUCUUGCACUGAAAAGUUCCCUCCAUGUGCAUUUGAUGAAGUGAUAAAUUGUGAAGAAAUAAGACCUGUCCUACCUGGUCUCACCAAACAAUCAUGCAUCUCCGGAUGCAGAACAAUACUUUCCAAUUGCAAAACGGACCAUUUGAAGUGCUAUGCCUUCGCAGAGUUGGGGAGUAAACAAGACAAAAAUUUCUUCAACAACUGCCGUUUAAAUGAUGAAUUGGAGAAGAAGAUUGCCCAAGUUAAGAACCUCCAGUACAAUAAGUGCUACAUUAGCCGCGCAAGCUAUCUGGUGGAUGAAAAUAGUUGGAUUGAUGCAAGAUAUAACGCUUGUAAUUGCUAUGAGGAGGGUGCCGUGCCUUGUGAUGAACAGGAUGUGUUUUUGUCGCUGGAGGAUCUCCCUGAAGACAUGAUGGCUUCCAGUGUAUGCCCAGUGGAAGCGCUGGCCCCAAGUGAAAUGAACACUUCCGACAUGGUUUCUUUUGGCCACAACAAGGCUGCAUAUUGCCCACUCGAAUACAUGAGGAAAGGCACAGUGACUUUUGGCAGCAUUUCAUACGAAACGCUAAGAAACUUCUGCGAAUACGGGGCGGGUUACAUGAACUUAAAAAAUUCACCUAGGUACAGCCUCUUCGAGUACCAGUGUCCCUAUGCCACAACAUUGGGAAAUCGAUUAGAUCCGGCCGUUACUACAAGCGAUUGUAUAGCAGAGUGCAAUAAAUACUAUACAGAAUGUAAAAACGAAAUUACCACAUUGAGUACUUGUUUGAUACAUAGCUUGCGUUCAUUGAGCAAAGAAUUCAAUAAGUAUAAGUGCCACCUAUCAGAAAUCUAUCCGCUGGAUUGUGAUAUGGCAUACUCUUCCAGUGCAGAGUUGAGUGACGAUUCACAUAUCUGUCCCGCCAUAUGCAAAUAUAACAAGAGAAGGUGCGAAGUCAAAAUUUUUGAGAAUGAUUACAAUAACUACAAACGCUGCCUCAAAGAAAAACUAAAGACCAGCGAAAUGUUUAAUAAUAAUUGCAUGUUUAAGCCCAUGGGCCGUAUGCCGGGUAGUGGAUUUGUACUCUGCAAAUUCCCACCCGUCGACUGCAAGUAUUCAGAAUGGAGUGAGUGGUCCAAAUGUACUGCGCCUUGUAACAGAAUAGACAACGUGGCCACAAGAAAGCGUAUGCGGACUCUUAUCCACCCUGCAUCAAAUUAUGGUAAACCGUGCAAUAGUUAUGAUUCAUUGGGUACCAUUGACAUCGAAAUUUGCAAGCAUUUGCCCCCGUGCCAAUCGGACAAGUGGAUAUUACCGGUCACUGUGGAGUCCAACCCAUUGAUCCUCGACUUUGUGGACAACAGAGACGACGAGCAGAACCAUGAAAUUGAGUGGGUGAAGGAGGCAUUUGAAGUUUACCCCAAGUUGAAGCAUUCGUCCGAAGUCAAGUCUUGCAAAUUAUACAAAUCAGAAAAGACCGAAGGUUGCGGAUGCCCAAGAGGCUACUCCCCGUGUAGUUUGGGAGAGUCCAUUAAAUCCCCCGAUCUGAUUACCUCCAUAAAAAACCUUUGUUCAGUCAACCCCUUAGCAUUCAUAAGUUUCGAAGACGACGUAGAUGUUUAUUACUAUCUGUGCAACGUGGAUAUGGUGUAUGCCGAAGAUGAACUUGACAUGGACAUUAAACGUUGUGAUUCAAUAGAUAGCUUCCAAUACUCUAGUUGUAUGGGAAAUGGAAAGUUGUUCAAGCCUUUCAACUUUAUACAAUUCUUCAUACUCGGGGCAUUUGCCUCUUUCACGUACAUAUUGAUCAGUGCUUUGUUGACAAAUGUGCCCAAGUUCAGCCAUUCCAAGCAAAAAACUGACUGA